Amblyraja radiata (thorny skate) is the source of this 8295-nucleotide messenger RNA. RefSeq names its product homeobox protein Hox-A4. The record is from RefSeq and is a predicted model, not a curated record. Lineage: Eukaryota; Metazoa; Chordata; Chondrichthyes; Rajiformes; Rajidae. Gene Ontology annotation, molecular function: RNA polymerase II cis-regulatory region sequence-specific DNA binding; DNA-binding transcription factor activity, RNA polymerase II-specific. Gene Ontology annotation, cellular component: nucleus; nucleoplasm. Gene Ontology annotation, biological process: anterior/posterior pattern specification; positive regulation of transcription by RNA polymerase II; embryonic skeletal system morphogenesis. The transcript has 4 exons. The coding region runs from base 2481 to 3224 and encodes 247 amino acids.
AUGUUCGAAAUGACAUCUAGUUUAAAUCAUAAAAUUAUAUAGGGAUGUAGCCUAUGCAAUACUUCAUUUAGUUCUGUUUUGCUCACUUGGUUAGACGUGUAGCCUUUAAAAACAAAACGACACAUAUAAUGUUGUUUAAAUCUUAUUUACAUCCUUGAAUAUUUUUAUUUAUUUGAAGAAAUAUAUGAUGAGGACUUGUUUUCUUUACCAUUUAAAUAUAUAAUAGCAAUGAUUUACAAAUGAGUCAGCACUGGAACCAUUAUAGAUUCGUGGCUAAUGCUAAAUAUGGGUUGCAGAUUAAUAUUGACUGUGCUUGCAGUGUUCAAAGUAAAGAAUUGAAUCAGAGAAGGACAAAUGUUGUCUAGGGCAUUAAUUUUAGAUAUACCGAAUAUCUGGUCACAGUUAGUUGCACUAUUGCCGUUUCGUCAUAUUAAACAUAAAGAUCAAGUCCAUUUUAUAUAAAGAUUGUUAGAAACCAUAAAGCUUUCACAUAUAUGUUUGUUAGAUCUUUGGAUUUACACGGUAGCAAGUUACAAGCAACUGGAGACAAUGUAUUUCGCAAAACUACAUUACAGUUCUACCUUGGAACUGGAGAAUGCGUGCUUUCGAAAAUCAUUGGUACACAGGUAAUGGGUUAGUUUAAAGAAAUAUCAGAAAUUACAGAGAUAAACGAAAAUAAUGCUGGUUGCGAGCAGGUCGAAUGGCAUAACCCGUAUACCGAGAGUUUGCAAAAAGACGAACCAUUUCAUAUGCGGUACGAAAAUAAAUGCAUUAUUCAGUAGGUAAAGAAGCCAUCUUUACUCGGAGUCCAUCUAACCUUCUUCUUCCCCCACCCCACCCGAUCGCAUUCCUCUUAAAACACAUAAUAUUCAUUUACAAUACAGAUCUCAACAUACACUCACUUUAUGUAUGUAUGGACAAAUAGGAAUAAAGCUGCUGAUAGAGUAAGUGAUAAACGUAUAGAGAGGUCGCAUGUUUUGGUGAACGAGGAGAACGGCAUGCUUUAGUGCAACACAUAGAAAUAAAGAAAAUAAGGAAAUCCAUCAUGCAUAAAGUGACCUUUAUACCCCCCUAAAAAAUGAUCGGAAACUUAUUUCAAACGAAUAAUUUCGUUUUGCAAUGUUGACACUUGUUACUAGAAUAGUUUGUAAGAAAUUAAAAAAAUAUUCCUAAACGGCAAUAGAAUCGAUUGGGAACACUCGGCCGGUGAAUUUGAGGGGGAAAAGGUCUACGUGUCACAAUUUUAAAACUGAAUGUUAUAGAUUAAAAGCGAUUUUUGCCUAAAAUAGGUUUCUUUAAGAAGGAUGACAUUCUCAAAUAAAAUGUUGAGGAUGAAAUUUGGAACACUUAGCAUAGGGAUGGGAGCACAAAUAAGAGGAUUUGAAAUCAAAUGCAGAUGUAUUAGUGAAACAAUACAGCGCUUUGUGCAACUUUUUUGAAAGUUUAAAUUAAUUUCAAAUUCCUAAAAGCAAAUUAUCCGAUCACGGAUGUUGUUAAAUAUUAGUCGGUAUGGUCCCGAUUUGUAUUUUUCUCUGAUCAUCAAACAGAUAUUUACAGAUCUAUUGAUUUUUUCACUCGAAGUUAUAUUUACAAAUGUUUAAAGACGGUUAUCGAAUAGUCUCUAUAGACUAUAUAGGCAGUGUAGAACCCAUGCAUUUUGGCUACUUUCUCCCCUCCACAAAGGUAAUGACCUGGGCAAAACACCCUGGUAUUUGAAUGAGCACUAUAGGCCUUUUAGAAAUAGCUAAGUCCAAGGCCGAGGUGAAAUUCAGGUCACCGCGUCUAACAAAUAUGAAAAUGUCGCCUCACGAAUGGCACGCCUUGUUACUUAACAAAGACUGUCAAUGUAUAAGAUUAAUAAGAAACAAAAUGCACACGGUGUCACUUUUCGGUCACUUCCAAACUUAGCUUCGCGUAUCCCUUACGAAAUCCCAUUUCAUUGAAUAAAACCUUUUGUUUUGUUUCCCGGGUCGAAGUCCAAUAAAUGCACAGUUGUGCAGCUCUGUGGGAUGCGGUGCAAGCUUGCUCGAAGAUGUAUCUUCGAAAUGUACAAUUUUAUUUGUUUUAUUUUGUUUUUGACUCGGACUCCGGCUGUUUUGACCAUAUGCCCCAGAUAGAGAUGGGAAACAAGUACAUUUUGGCAUGGUACAAUCUAUUUGAUAAACCCCGAGCAGUGCAGAUGGAUUCGGACGGUCAAUGAAGAAAAAAUUACACCCUUAAUCAACUAAACUACCGAUUUGCUGUUCGGAAGAGUUAAGGCUGGGAAACGAGAUUUUGAAUGAUAAUAUGGAUUUUUUCACUGGACUCCAUGCAUUCAUCAUUGGUGUAUUUCCUUAUCCGGGACCCACAGCCACUCUUCCCAUUGGCUGCCGACAUCACAUGAACAGCUAACUUUAUACACUUGACAGCAAGUAGGAGGGUUUUAUGGAACAGAAAAACGACAACGCGAGAAAAAUUAGUAUUUUGCACUUCAGAAAUUAAUGACCAUGAGUUCGUUUUUGAUAAACUCCAACUACGUUGAGCCAAAAUUUCCACCUUGUGAGGAAUAUUCUCAAAAUAACUACAUACCAAGCCAAUCUCCUGAAUACUACGAGCGGCCGCGGGACACUGGAUUCCAUCAUGAGGCACUAUACCCACAAUCAAACUACCCAGAGCCGACCUACAGCUUCAACAAUGUCCAAGGCACUGGCAACCAAGACAUGUCGCAAAGAGGUCAUAUCCAGUCGCAGGCUAGCGUCCAAAAUCACAUACCGAGACAGAAUCAGCUUUGUGAAGUGGUCCCAGUAGCCACACCAGCUUUGUGUAGCCAAAACGCGAAAAAUGCCACUGUACAGAAGGGUACUCUCAGCAAAGAGCCCAUAGUUUAUCCGUGGAUGAAGAAAAUUCACGUUACCAACGUGAACCCCAAUUACACUGGAGGAGAGCCCAAACGGUGUCGAACUGCUUACACGAGACAACAAGUAUUAGAGCUGGAGAAGGAGUUCCAUUUUAACCGUUACCUAACCAGGCGUCGACGCAUUGAGAUUGCACACACUCUUUGCCUGUCUGAACGCCAGGUGAAGAUCUGGUUUCAGAACAGAAGAAUGAAAUGGAAGAAAGAUCACAAACUGCCUAACACUAAGAUGCGUUCUGCUAGCUCAUCAUCUUCUGCAAGCCAGCAAACACAAGUAUCCUCCCAGGGCCCACAGCCAGAUGGUUCAGCACCAAAUUCAUCAAGCCUAUAGCUGCUUCGCGUCUCCAACCCCUCUCCCACAACAUAGUUUGGACCAAAAUGUGUUUGCCACAUAAUUGACUUGAAUGGGGAAGGAUUUCUUGCAAGGAAAAUAUUCUUCCAUGAGAUAUGCUACUAACCUCAUGAGGUCAAGCAUUUAUAUUGUGUUAACCCAUUCUCAGCAGUCUUUUAAAAUGUUUUCUGUUUGAUUGGGUACAUUCAGUAUCCUUCAUUACCCCCACAUGCGAAGUUCUGUCAAAAUGGCUUCUACCAUGAUAUUCAAUGCAAAAAAGAGCAAAGGACCGUGAAUAAUAGAUAUUGUGAAGAACUGUAAGCGUCAUCAUUUCAACUAGUGUAGUCUGUUGAAAUAUUUGUGAGAAUAUAAGGAUAAACAUGUUUGUAGAAAAUGAGAAAGGCAGCAAUAUUUGUGGAUGUGGAAAUGUUUUUUUAGAGCAAAUAAACUGUUCAGAUGCUACAUAUAUAGGAAAUAAAUUAUGUCGCCAGCGUUAUUUAAGGUGUUUUCUUUAUUUUAAAUCUGUAUCCUCUAUAUAGUUGUGGUACUGAUAUCAGUGUACGAAUGUGAAAAGAGCUUAUUCAGAGAUUUCAGACGAGUUGUUGUAUAUUUAACAGUUUUGGUACAGUCCAAAUGUGACGAAACUGUACAAAUCAUUGGUAAGAUUUAUGUAUUUUCUGUGGAUAUUUCAGUGUGCUAUGUGCAGUGCCAAAAUGUUGCUAAAAUUGAAGACACCAUUUACUGUGUAAAAACAAAGCCCAAGGCUUUAAAUAAAAUGUUAAUUCGUGGACCAUCUCAGUUCUUACGUGUGCAAUUUACUUGCAGUCAGGAUGGAAUAAACACACCAAAACUAACAUUUCCUUCUACACCAAAACAUGACCAUACAUUUCAUUGAUUUAAAAAAAAAUGGUCACAUUCCUACCCUAGCAAUGCGGAUUUAAAAAAAAAGGAAAAACAGGGUGUGAUUCCGAAGAAUAACUCAGCGAAAGGGGAUAAAUUAUAGUCCAGAUCUAUAAUUCAUCUUUCUACAGCCUCUGCACAUCAAGUUCUACGUCACUAGGUCGUAAAUAAUGCAGUAAAAUGUGAAGCGAUCAAAUAAUAAGUCAUCUGGCGAAUGUCCUUUUAUAACCCUAAUUGUUGUAUUUCUGAUCCUGAAUGAGACUGUAAUCACGUGAAAUUAGUUUUAGAUGGACUUUGCAUUCAUGGGCCUGAGACAUGUUACGUUUAAAAUGCGAUAUCAAUGCUUACAGCAACACUCAUUCUCUGGGGCCGGGAAACUUAAAUUGCCAGGGUAAAUACGCGAAUAUUUGCUGUGACACAAUUUUGUUCAUCUUGUUGAAAGGGGCUAAAUAAUUAAGCAACAAUUAUGUAAAUAUAAAGUCCUAGUUGACGAUUUCUAACGUUAUGAUAAUCUAAUCUGUUCCAUUAUAUUAUCUGCUUGAAAGAAACCCACAGAUAUCAUGGCUCCUGAAAAGCAGGCUAACCGCAGUAUUUUUGUGAAACAAAUGAUGCAUUCUUCAACAUCCUGAUGUCGAUUUUGAUACAUGGCUUUGCGUAGCAAUUGUUUAAAAUUCACACUGGAAAGAUUCAUUCCUUGCUUUUAUUUUUCUCUGCAAAUUCUGCAGAUAAUAAGAACUAAUGAUCUCAAUAUACUCUAUGCACCCCAUGAGUGGUGAGGGAAAUGUAAUUAAGCAUGAUGCAGUCAUUUCUUCCCAAAAUUAUUUUGUCUAGAAACUGAAAUACUCUGUAGUUAUGGAAAUAUUUCCUACAAGUAAUCAGAACCUUUGCGAGGAAAAAAAAUAAACUCGACUCGACACUUCACUUUCUUUUUAAACCUGUACAUAUAACCGUAAUCUGUGAAGAUACUUUGCUUUUAAGGAAUUACAAAUAAACAACGUUUACAUUAAACAUAAACUUUAUAAAAUAUGGCUUGUAUGAGGUUUACGACCACGGCAAACGAAUAUAAAAAGGCACAGAAAAGGCGAUGAGAAACUUCAGUCUUUAGACAACUGUGCUUGCUUAUCUGUAAAAAGGAAUUUUAAACAGAUUGAAAAUAACAGAUUUUACCCAGAAUCAUUAAUCACUUCAUUCAAUAAAUACUUCUUUGUAUACUUCAACAGCAAGUCUGAAGGGUGAUCUUUUAGAAGAGUGUAUGAACACAUUGGAUCUCUUGAAUAAAAUGUGGCCAUCUCGGCACACACCAUGAAUCCCCCCCCCCCCCCCCCCCCCCCCCCCCCAGUUGUGCUUUAGCUGGGCAACGUUUAUUACAAGAGGAUAUUAUAAAACGCAUGUUUUCAAAGGCGAGCAAUAAUUUUCAACGUAAAAAUAGUUUUGGAUAGCGUAAGUUGAUAAUACCCUGUCCUUUACAUGACCAAACUUUUGUUGCAACGAGCACACGAAACCCCGUUUGCAUCUUUUUCUUUUGAUGUUUUUGCUUUAUUGUACAAGGAACGGUCUUUUGUAAUAAAACGUUGCAUUGUUUGUCAACGGCUGGGCAACCAGAGUGAGUUCACCCAGAGGACAACUUUUCUGACCGAUUAGCCGUUUUUAGCGUUGCAGACUGACCCCCUCAAACCCUUGACCUUUAAGAGAUGGACAAUGCUCUUUCCACUAUUUCCUAUGCCUAUAGGUAGGAGCCAAAAUAAUACAGCUCGUUAUCCAAGUUAAAAUGUCAAAAAUGUAACCAAUAUGUAUUAAAACUACAUUUAGUUGUGCAGCGAUAUUGAAUAUUACACACAGCCGGCCGUACUCCUGCACAUUCUCUCACGGACACAUAUGCACUCACAUACAUACACACGCACAUCGAUAAACUGCAUAUGUCUUAACUUUUUUAAAUGUGCAGCGUGUGCUUGGGUAAAGAAAAAUCGUCCAUGAUUUAUGUACAAGCUCGGAAGAUUGCACGUGAUGAGAAACUAUGCUUGUUUUGAAUGGUUUUAGUGUGGAACAUUUUUGUAGUUAAUGACUUAAGAGGGUGGAUUCCAUCCUUCACGAGUAAUGAGAGAUAAUUCACCCACGGGGCACUACAUUGUUCUGAUUAUUGAAGAGAAUAACUGAAACAUGUUUUUCUGCUAACUUUCUUACUUUCUUGAUUCCAUAUUUGCACACAUUUUGCAGCUGACAUUUUAGAGAGUUGUUGGUAAUUGAUUAAAAUUAUUCCAAAACAUUUCUUCAUUCGAAAUAUGUGGAAGUGCAUAAUCGCCAAAUGCACAACAUUUGACACAAUAAUAUGAUUUGAGUAAAGCUUAACUGAUAUAGGAAGCAGAAUUGCCACAAAUCGUUAAUUUUAUUGGGAUCAUCGACUAUUUUUAACAGCAUAAUGUUCCCUGUCACACUUAAAAUAACUAGUCUUAUGCACUAUGAUAAUGCUAGGCGUUUGUAGACCUACAGACACAAUAUACAACCUAAUACACAUUUGGGUGGUAUAAUAAAAUAUCGACUGCGGCUAGUGAGGGUCGAUUCGGUGUCAAAUUUAACAGCCUUAUGGGGGGUGCAAAGUCACAUAUGAAAGAGUUAGCCUUCCGUGUGACGGUUAUGUAUGCGGGGUACUGUAACACUGAGCUUCAAUAUCAAACUGUCAGGUGGACAAUAAAGACAGUUUGAAGAAAUGCCCAAGAAUGUUGGACCGAGGCAGCUCAAAAUGUAGGUGACAUCAAUGGCGGACCUGUCAAAUCUGGGAUCAGCACAGGCCAGUCAUUUUUGCAUUAUCACUUACCAGCGAGUAUCCAAAGACUAAAAGUAAACCCGAACAAUAAAGAUUCAAGUAAGAAGGACGCAAAGAGAAAAAAACACCACACUCCAAGAUAAAGGGUCACGCGUCUCCUCCGUGUAUGUAUUGAAAUUUUAAUCUCUCUUGUCACGUGACUCAUUAAAUAAUUAAUGCAGCCGGUCCGGAAUAGAUAUGUAGUCGUCAGUAUUCGCACUAGAUCUGUUUCAGUCUGAUGUGAAAAUGAACUUUCCUUAAAAAAUAAGUCUAUAAUUGGAAGAUCUGUCUGAGAAAGUGAAGUGGCACAGAUCAGCUCAGAAUUGUGACUUUGUCCUAAAUAACAUUUCCACAAGCAAAUCCGAGACUGUACAAACUUUCGGUGAGUUUUCAUAACUUUUGCAAUAUGUAAAAUUAUAUAUGGUCGUUAAGAAUUUGAAAUGUUCUCACUGCAAGGUGUCAUUUUUAUUAGUUCCUGUCCAAGCGGUUGGUAAAUACUGAGCUAAUUAAAGAACCGCAAUAGGCAGUUACAAUUUAAAUCACGUGUGCUUUAGAUUAUCUGAAAAUAAACCCCAGAAACAUAUCAGUUAUAGAGGAAGUUAGAUUCAACCUAUACUAUAGGUCGUAAAAUGGAUGCUACAUCAUAAUAGUUAGCAUCAUCCAAGCGUUAGAACAGCGACAAAAAUGUAAUAUUUUCGUUUAUAUCUUAGAAUUUCAAGCAAGGUACAUUCAAAUGGAAGUUGUGAUGAUAUAUGCUCUUUUGUUGUAAAAAAACAUCCAUUGCUUAUAUCAAUUCAAAUCAACGUUACAUCCAUUCUCCUCUCUCCGUUUACGUUCCCUUUUAAAAAUCGUAGCAAUUGACUGAAAUCGUUAAUGAAAGAGAUGAAACAUUUCUUAUCCAAUAUUUUAGUUCUCUACAUCCAACGACAAUGUUUCACAAGGCACACUGACAUAAGCGGGGCCUUCAAUUUCUAUCCAGUUGAUCCUGAAUUGAAAUUCGUGGAGCCAGACUCAGUGAUAGAAAGUUUAAGAAAAUAUCCAGCAUCCGUUGGCGUUACCAUUUCCCACCUUCGUAGAUCUCACGAGAAAAGAAAAGUUGGAGUCAGCACAUUAAGAUAAGUGGAAAGGCUGAUCAUUGACAAUAAAGUACUUCACUACAGAAAAACAUCGAGCGGCUUACUUGUAAAGUUGCAAACGAGUGAAUUUUUGGCCCUAUCUUCCCUCCUACGCUGCUUGGCUUCCCCUUUCAUGUAGUUGCUUCGCAAUAAGCGAUAGGGGCAAGUGUUUUCUCUUUAGUGCUCUGUUUACAGCCUUAGUGCAUGAAGUCAUAAAUCUUACGUAGCCAUAAACGACAGAAGCAUUGGUAUGCAU